CCCCGUUCUUUCACAUCAGCUGCACUUUGGAAAAUGCCAAAUACACUGAACGAUGAUGCCACUAACCCUCUCAUCACUACCUCCAGAGGUCCUUUCCGCCGUCUGUGAACAUCUCCCCCUGUCAGACCUCGCAAGGCUCAUCCGCACAUCAAAAUUCCUGGCUUGGAUCGGGACCCGGCUUUUAUAUGACAGGGGAUUUUUCAGUACCGUCCUUCCAAAAGCCAGAUUCAGCAUUGCAAGGUUACGGUCGCAAUUCAUUCUCGCUUACUUUGAUACCAACUCGGAGAAACUGCUCGCCGCAUCGGAUGCUAAGGGCUGGUCUAUCCUCCACCAUGUUGCAGCGGCCGGGAACACGGCCCUGAUGAAUGUUCUCCUGAAAAAUGGUGCUAAUGUCUCCGUGAGAAAUUUUGAUGGCGAGACACCUCUACAUACAGCCCUUGACAAGGGCAAAGAGGCAAUAGCCGCGAGGCUCAUGGAUGCUGGUGCGGAUAUCCUCAGCCCGGCCAAUGGGAGACCUAUCCUGGCUUUUGUGCACGCAAAUACCUCACAAACCUUCGUCGAAAAAUUGAUAUCCGCUAUUCGGGAUGCUGGUGGGGAUAUUUCUCAUUGUACACCUGAUGGGCACACGGCAUUACAUUAUGCAAGUCGCCGGGGGUACGACCGUUUAGUUAGUAUUCUCGUCGCCAACGGGGCAGAUGUAUUCGCUGCCAACAAAUAUGGUCAUCCGCCCCUGAUUUCAGCUAUUUUGCACAAACGUGUCGGGGUUAGCAAGACCCUCCUCCGCGCAAUGAAAUCGGAUCCCCACGGCUACGACAUCAACGAGCCCAUCGCUUCUCUCAAAAAUGUCCCUGAACCCUGGGUUCCAGAGAAAUCCAGGUUCUAUGAUGAUGGAGAUACACUCCUGCACUCCGCGGUCGGAACAUGGAGCUCAGACACGGUACAGCUGCUCCUCGAUUUUGGAGCCAAUCCUUUGGCACAAAACAACAUUCGCAAUAGAGAGCCAAAAACACCGUUUGAUAUCGCCGUUCUGGGCCGGUGUCCAGAACUAGUGAUUUUGAUUGCGGGGUUCAAAGACCCACCAGCAUUUUGGACAUCGAAUGGUUAUAUUCAGGAAGGAUUUGAGACCUGUAUCCGCGAGGCUUAUUCCGGGACAGUUCGCGUGCUUUGUGAGCUUUAUAUGGAGAAAAAGGUCCACCUUGACCUCGCAGCAGCAGCAGACGCAAUGUUAGAGACGUGCACAUAUUAUGGAGAUCAUGUGCCGGACCAGGAUGUCAAUGAUACCAUCACCUAUCUUGUUUCAGCAGGCGUCAAUAUCAAUGCGCAAGACAAGUCGGGGAGAACUCCCCUGCACCUACUCUGCGGAUUUGGUAAUGGCGAAGACCAAGACGACGCUAGAAUUAGAUUGAUGAAGUAUCUUUUAAAUUGCGGUGCCGAUUGGCGGAUUCGAGAUUGGGAAGGAAACACUGUUCUUGAUACUGCUGCGAAAGAAUGGGAGUCUGAGUCUGACUCUCUUAUGUCGCCCGACUCUGUUAUUCGGCAUAUACUCUCAACAAUCUCACCAGUGGCAGGCAGAUUGGUGGCAGAAUGAGGGCAGAAUUGGGGCAGACUGAAGGGUUUGCCCUCAUUGAUCACACGCAGGAGGCAGGGAAGGGGGCGUAGCAUUUUACGAGUGGUUUUCUGUCGGAUCAAUGGCCAAUAAUACACGGUGUGUAACCGCCAGUCCCUUUACCCCAGACCCGUUCAAGUGCAUGUGUAGUGUCGCAGACAAAGGCGCCACACCAAGGUACCGGUCGACCAUUCCCUUGCUCGAUCAUAUUAGGCCAAUAAUGGAGGCUCUGGUCAGCCUAGGCGAAUGAGCCUCUAAUUAAUUUGUCACAGCAGCUGUUGGGGGCCAGAGGAUAUUACCAAUGACAUAGAUUUUGAGUACCCUCCAAUCUGCAGUACAGAACCCGUUGGGGCCCCAUAAUCAGCCUCAAGACUAUCCAAGCCUCUAAGUGGCCCGGACAUUGCACCUCUCGGCAUAUUUGGUUACUCCCAGCUCCAGGAGCUGAUACUAUCGCUGGUGACCGACGGGAAGAAACCUACGAUGAUGUAGGAAAAUGGGACAACGCGCGGCUCCUGGAAGUGAUCCUCCUCGUCCUUGUCACAUUUGGAAGCAGCAUAAUGUGCUCGAGCAUAUAAAAAGCGUAAUGUAUCAAGUUUACGGCCUAGAACAGGCACCACGCCAAAAAUCUACCCAGGUCCGACCGUUAAG
Messenger RNA from Penicillium brasilianum, 2254 nucleotides. NCBI's taxonomy places the organism in Eukaryota, Fungi, Ascomycota, Eurotiomycetes, Eurotiales, Aspergillaceae. The record is from the annotation of a GenBank genome assembly.